This is a messenger RNA of Physcomitrium patens, 1464 nucleotides long. Its product is annotated as tRNA-aminoacylation cofactor arc1. The record is from RefSeq and is a predicted model, not a curated record. NCBI's taxonomy places the organism in Eukaryota, Viridiplantae, Streptophyta, Bryopsida, Funariales, Funariaceae. Gene Ontology annotation, molecular function: tRNA binding.
GAAUGGUGCUUUUCGUUUUCCUCAGUAAGUGUGAGUGCUCCUCCGCAUCUGAUGUGUAGUGAGGAAGUCGAAUCGGGCGAUUGAAUUGGUUUCGUGACCGGUGCGGCAAUGGCGAGUUCAGAUUGUUCUCAGAAAGCUGCAGAUCUAGUAGGAAUUUUUUGUUCGAAACUGGGAAAGAAUGCAGGAGCUGUUGAUGGUGUAAGUGGAAUUGGAGGUGUGUGCAGAGCCGUUGCAACCUCCGCGGGUGCAGUGAAGCUUCUCGGGACGACGGAGGAUGUGAAAUCCGAAGUCGAAAAAUGGCUCGAGCUUGCAGACGAGGUGUGCAAAGCGACGGAUGUGAAUGCGAAGCUGCAGGAGUUGAAUGCGCAUCUGGAGACGCGGUCGGUAUUUGCAGGCAGGGGUAUGGCCAUCACUGUAGCAGACUUAUCAAUGUUUGCUGCUGUUCACGAGAUUCUAGACGAGAAGAAAUAUGGAGAUUUAGAGAAGGUGCCACAUCUUUUGAGGUGGAUUGACUACAUCCAGGGUAAGCAGGCAGUGUAUCCGCAAGUACCUGUAAGUUUACCAGCUUUUAAUCCUCCGAAACCAGCUCCGCGAGCUGCCAAGCCUGUGAAGGAGGACGGUGCUGGUGGUGCCAAAUCUGGUAACGCAGCGGCAGAUGGCAAAAUCAAGGAAGAGAAGAAGAAGAAAGAGAAAGCCCCGGCGGUGAAGAAAGAGAGCGACACCUCCUUCAGCGUGUUAGAUAUCAGAGUAGGCGUCAUCAACAAGGUCUGGAAACACCCGGGAGCCGACGCAUUGUAUGUGGAAGAGAUUGACAUUGGUGAAGCUAACCCGAGACAAAUUGUUAGUGGCUUAGCAAAGUUUCUUACGGAAGAGCAAAUGUUGAAUCGGAAGGUGAUUGUUCUUACCAAUGUGAAGGCUGGCAAAGUUCGAGACGUCCUUUCUUCAGGUCUCGUAUUGUGUGCGUCCAAUAGUGAUCAUACACAAUGCGAGCCGGUUGUGCCUCCAUCGGACGCCAAAAUUGGUGAGAAGGUGACUGUGGCAGGGUUUGAAGGUGCCCCUGAGGAGGUUCUCAAUCCUAAGAAGAAGCAAUUCGAGAAGAUCCAACCGGAUUUGAAAACUGACGCUACUGGUGUAGCGUGUUAUCAAGGAGUUCCCUUCAUGCUUUCAGGAAAGCCUUGCACUUCAAGUAUAGUGAAUGCAAUAGUCAAGUAAUUAUACAGCGUUUUCUUCUUCUUCUUUUUGUCACGGAAACACAAUUGAACAUUGGUAUUGAUUUGCUAUUCUCCAUCCUUGACUUUAUUUCACUGAUAACCUUCCACUAUAUCUGCGCUUGCUUUUUGUGCUGCUCAGUGGUUGUGACUAGGUCACAAUCGUUGCAUUUCUGCGACGAGGAAAAUCUACUGGUGUGUAGAAACUUAGAUGGUGUUUCCUAAAGGUGAUUUAAGUUUGAAGGAGCUUUGUUGA